This is a messenger RNA of Aspergillus fumigatus Af293, 186 nucleotides long. RefSeq lists its product as uncharacterized. The record is from RefSeq and is a predicted model, not a curated record. NCBI's taxonomy places the organism in Eukaryota, Fungi, Ascomycota, Eurotiomycetes, Eurotiales, Aspergillaceae.
AUGAGAUUCACCUUCUUUGCUGCUCUCGCCCUCCUCGGCACCGCUUUCGCGGCUCCUACUGCGCCUACUACCUCCACGGCUACUAUCCCAGCUGGUCAAACCUGCAAGAAGGACGGAAGUAUGGGCGUCUGCCAGAGCGGAUACUGCAUGCAAGAUGAGAAGGCUUCUUCUGGAGUUUGCAAGUGA